This is a messenger RNA of Anguilla rostrata (American eel), 3389 nucleotides long. RefSeq names its product solute carrier family 44 member 2 (CTL2 blood group) (gene slc44a2). Gene Ontology annotation, biological process: transmembrane transport. The transcript has 22 exons. Gene Ontology annotation, molecular function: transmembrane transporter activity. The coding region runs from base 196 to 2691 and encodes 831 amino acids. Lineage: Eukaryota; Metazoa; Chordata; Actinopteri; Anguilliformes; Anguillidae. The record is from RefSeq and is a predicted model, not a curated record.
AUAAAGGGGUUAAAAAGCUACAGCACAAAGGAUAGGACCGGAAAGGCAGCACGGGCGGUGGCUCGAGUUUCAGUUUGCAUUCGCGUAGCGAGGAAGUGCGUCUGAGCGAGGAAAAGAAGCGUUCGGCUGAAAGACAGACACCCCGCCGCGCACCGCCGCGCAUCGCCAGGCCGUUAAAGCGGUUGAUGUUUAACGAUGGCAAAGGAGGAAGAAGAACAUUAUGGAAAAUAUGGUGAACAAAGGAGGUUUGACCCCACCUUUAAAGGCCCUAUUUAUAACAGAGGCUGCACUGACAUCAUCUGCUGCAUUCUGUUCAUUGUGGCCAUCGUGGGCUACUUUGCCGUGGGAAUUCUGGCCUGGUCUCAUGGUGAUCCUCAAAAGGUGAUCUACCCCACUGACAGCAAGGGUCAGUUCUGUGGACGGUCACCUAACGUGGAGAAUAAGCCGUACUUGUUCUACUUCAACAUCGUGAAGUGCGCUAGCCCUUUGGUGCUCCUGGAGUUCCAGUGUCCCACCAUACAGCUGUGUGUGGAGAAGUGUCCUACUGAAUACAUGACCCUGGUGAAAGCCAAACUGAGCAAGGAAGCCAUGGACGCCUACAAACCGUUCUGCAAGGAAGGAACAGACAUUCAUCUGCUGAGUGUUCCUCAACUCCUGAGGAAGCCCUUGUGCCCGUCCAUGCUCAUCCCCAGCCAACCAUAUGCUCACCGGUGUCUUCCUGCCCUCUCCUCAAAGAAUGGCAAAGUGUCCGUCGAGGGGAACAACGUCACGUUCAAAGAUGAAGACGACAAGACGAUAACCGCUACCGAUCUCCUGGCGGCGGCAAAGAAUGCUAACAGACUUUCGGAAGUGCGUCAAGUGGCCAUGAACAUCUUUGAGGAUUACACACAGUCCUGGCACUGGAUUCUGCUGGGUCUGGUGAUAGCCAUGGUCAUCAGUCUCAUCUUCGUCGUCCUCCUCCGCUACCUCGCAGGAAUCAUGGUCUGGAUCAUGAUCGUCCUCGUCAUCCUGGUCAUCGGAUCCGGGAUCUUAUAUUGCGCCGUGGCGUACAGCAGACUGAAGGGAGAACCUGGAGCCGACGUCACCCUCAAGGAACUGGGGCUUCUGACCGAUUUCUCUGUCUAUCUGCACAUUAAGCAAACCUGGCUGGCAUUCUUGAUAAUUCUGUGCAUUGUGGAGGUGGUCGUCAUCCUGCUGCUCAUCUUCCUCAGGAAAAGAAUCAUCAUCGCCAUUGCCCUCAUUAAGGAGGCCAGCAGGACCAUUGGCCAUGUGAUGUCCUCGCUGUUUUACCCUCUGCUGACCUUUGUCAUGUUGAGCCUGGUCAUUGCCUACUGGGCCAUUACUGCAGUGUUCCUAUCCACGUCUAAAGAGCAGGUUUAUAAAGUGGUCAACCAGACAGCAUGUAACUACUCUAUGCACACUUGCAAUCCCGAGAAAUUCAACGAGACCUACAUCAUGAAAGCGUGUCCAGACGCUGAAUGCCUGUUUGCCUUCUACGGAGGAGAGACCAAAUAUCACAAGUUCCUCAUUUUCCUGCAGCUGUACAAUGUCUUCCUCUUCUUUUGGUGCGCCAACUUUGUCACCGCGCUGGGACAGGUCACUCUUGCGGGGGCCUUUGCCUCCUACUACUGGGCCUUCAAGAAGCCCAACGACAUUCCGGCAAACCCCGUCCUGUCCUCCCUGGGGCGGGCCCUCAGGUACCACACUGGCUCCCUGGCUUUCGGGUCCCUCAUCCUCUCCAUUGUGCAGGUGAUCAGGGUCGUGCUGGAGUACCUGGACCAAAAGCUCAAAGGAGCCCAGAACAAGUGUGCAAAGUUUAUGCUGACCUGUCUGAAGUGUUGCUUCUGGUGUCUGGAAAAAUUCAUCAAGUUCCUGAACAGAAACGCCUACAUCAUGAUCGCGAUUUAUGGGAAAAACUUCUGCACGUCUGCCAGGGAUGCCUUUUUCCUCCUGAUGAGGAACUUCCUUAGGGUGGCGGUUCUGGACAAAGUUACAGACUUUCUGCUGUUUCUUGGCAAGCUUCUGAUUGUUGGGAUUGUGGGAAUCAUGGCAUUCAUCUUCUUUUCUGGGAGGAUAAGUGUCAUUGAAGAACAGGCCCCCACUCUCAACUAUUACUGGGUCCCAAUUGUGACUGUGGUGAUUGGCGCCUACCUCAUCGCGCAUGGCUUCUUCAGCGUGUAUGCCAUGUGUGUGGACACACUCUUCCUCUGUUUCUGCGAGGACUUGGAGAGAAACGACGGGUCAACUGAAAGGCCCUACUUCAUGGAUCCGGAACUCCAUGAGAUCCUCUGUGGGUCCAAGUCAGUGGAGAGCAAGGACGAACCAGAUCUACAAGAAAUGCAAUCUGAACCACAACAGCGGGAGAUGGUGGAAGAAAUCAAGCUGAAGCACCAGCUGUUGCAAAUGCGAGAGAAUGAGGAAGAGAAUGCCCAGGAGACCAUCUUGGAGACCAUAGAGGAAGCACCGCUGGGGACACCUCAACAAACAGACGUACCUCAGGAGAAACCAGCGGAGGUAGCACAGGAGAAACCUGCUGAGAAGCCUGGGGAGACACCUGUUGAGACACCUCAGGAGACACCUGUUGAGACGACUAAGGAAUCACCUGCAGAGCUAGCUCAGGCGACACCAGUGGAGACAAACCUGGAGGAACCUACAAAGAUGACAAAUGAGACGUCCCAGGAAAAGAUAUAGUUGCAGGAUAAUCGUAGGGAUGACCGACGAAUCAAGUUGAUAGAAAAGUAUUGUGGCAAUGCCAGGAAAAAUCAAGGAUGGAGAGGUGUGGUCAGAAUUCAGUUAUCUAUUGGGGUGUGGCUCAGUUUGGUUUCUCGGUGGGGUAGCGGUGGAGGCUCCACUGACGAAAUGCUUUAAUAUUUGGGACCUUAACUGUACUGGCUUUAGAAGGCACUGUUUCGUAUUGAGGAUGUGUAAAAGAGUAGUAGUUGUGAUGCAGAAUUAACCGUGUGCCUAACCUCUAUUAUCCAUUUUUAUUAUUGUAGUGAUCGUAUUUAAAAACAAAUGCAACACAGCUACUUCUAUUAAUGUUUACAGUUGAAAACUAACAACGCGCAUUACUGUCAGUUUACACUGAUACCAGCAAAAGCCAAAUGGUAACAGACUUUGAUACUGUAUGUAUAUAUUAUUUGUUACUUUGAUUGAUUCGUCCGUGUUGUAGCUCCUAGUGAAUGCAUUUAAAGAAAAAUACAAUACAGUGCCACACCUGAUUGUCUUCACAUGUUAGAUAUGGUUUAUUUUGUGUUUCCGUGUGAACUUUGACUGUAAAUCCACCGGCCCUGUCGCCAGAGGUGCUGCCUUCCUGCCUGUCUUUCUCUGUAUCGCAUGCUCGUACCAAGGCCUUUCUUGCUUACUAUUAAAUCUGCCUUUGUAUAUUC